UACUUGUUCAGAAGGGCUGUAACUGUCCAACAGCAGGGGAGGGAAUGAACGAGAGAAAAGAAGGGAGUGACAGAAGCCGGGGGGAAGAAGGGGGCUCAUUCAGCCUACGAGAGCGAGGAGGAGUGGAGCGGUUAGUGCAUGGAGUAGGGAACUUGCUGCCUGUGGGAAAGUAAACAGCACAGGGUAUUUGCCGCCCUCUCAGUGGCCUCAGUCCGGCAGCAGCGGAUAAACGGAGGAUGAGGAUGUGUUCAAGGAGGCAGCUGAUUUCAUAGCAGGAAGUGCAUGGGAGGUUGUUGGGAUUAAAGUCCCUCUUGGGAGGUGCUGAAGCUUUCCUGUGGAAGUACUGCUGAGGACAAAAAGAGCCCAUGUCCACAGCUCACCAGUACCUGGAAAAGGAUGUGGAGGAAGAGGAGCAGAAAGAAAAAUUCAAUUUUGAAGAGAUCAGCAAACAGAAGUGCAAAACUACCUCUGUAGAUGAAACAGCAAAAUGCAGUGAGCCUCAGACACAUUCAAGUGACUUGGAAGUGACUCAGGAAAAACAUUCUGAUAAUUUAUCCCAAGCAGUCUCUACAGUUUCUCCUGCUGGUCAGGAGUGUACCAGUUAUUACAAGACUAAUGUAUCAACUACCAACAAAAGAGACCAAGCUUCCACAGUCUCUGCUGCACCAGAGGACUUAAAUGAAAAGGAAGACCAGACUUGCACUGAGGUGAAGACCGAGAGGGAAACAUGCACUGUUAAAACUGACACAGGAACAGAGGAUAUCAGACCAAGCCCAGCACAAAAUGCUGAAGGUGAGACCUCUGCUGAUUCAGAACACCAGACGGCUGGUCCGGAGGUGAUCUAUGAUGAUGUACCCUGUGAAGAAGAUCUGUCUUCAGGAGAAGCUGACUUGAUCUAUGAAGACAUACAGAAAGGGGAGGGCUUGCAAGGGCCCAAUAAUGGCUGGAGCUCAAGUGAGUUUGAAAGCUAUGAUGAGCAGUCCGACUCUGACAGGGCGCCAACCCGCAGCAAGCUCUCCCCUGAUGUUCGACGACUGAGAGAACGUUACACCAGGACCAAACAGGAGCUAGCCAUGAGACUGGGGGGCAGACAUCAGGUCCAUCAGCUGAUGCGGGCGGCACGUAGCGGAACGAAAGAUGGCCUAGAGAAGACCAAAAUCGCUGUGAUGAGGAGAGUUUCAUUCCUACAUAAAAAGGACCACUCAGAUGACACUGAGGAUGAUACAGGGUAUCUGGAUGUGAUGGUAUCAGAGGCAAAACACCCACCUGCACAACUGGGACCAAUGCCAGAUGGGCUUAGCAGCCUGCAGAUUGUCCGACGCCAUAUUUUGGGCUCCAUUGUGCAGAGUGAAAGGAGUUACCUGGACUCUCUUAAACGGAUCCUACAGGAAUACCAGCGACCUCUGAUGGAGGCCGAGCCUCGGAUCCUCAGUGUCAGGAAAAUCCGGCCCAUUUUUUUCCGUCUGCGGGAGAUCAUGCAGUGCCACUCCAUGUUCCAGAUUGCCCUGGCAUCUCGGGUGGCCGAAUGGGACUCUUGUGAAAAGAUUGGGGACCUGUUUGUAGCUUCAUUCUCGAAAUCAAUGGUGCUGGACGUAUAUAGUGAUUACAUCAAUAAUUUCACCAAUGCCAUGGCCCUCAUUAAGAAAGCCUGCAUGUCUAAACCAGCAUUUCUGGAGUUUCUCAAGAAGAAGCAGGUGUCCAGCAUUGACCGCAUAACUCUCUAUGGUCUGAUGGUAAAGCCUAUUCAGCGUUUUCCUCAGUUCAUCCUCCUCCUGCAGGAUAUGCUGAAGAACACUCCCAAUGGCCAUGUGGACAGGCUGCCCUUGCAAUUGGCUCUGACUGAAUUGGAGACCCUUGCUGAGAAACUCAAUGAGCAGAAAAGGGUGGCUGAUCAGAUCACUGAGACGCAGCAGCUGGCUCGCUGUGUCAGUGACCGCUCUCUCAGCAAGCUGCUGAACUCUGAGCAGAGCUCUUUGAUCCUUUGCGAGACGCUGAUUGAGACGGUGUACGGCGAAAGAGGACAGGUCCUCAAGUCUAAGGAGCGAAAAGUCUUUCUAUUCGGUGACAUGCUCAUCUGUGCCAACAUCAACAUCAAGGGCCCCCCUGACAUCAGCAGUCUGGUUCCAGUAGGUCCCAAGUACACCCUGAAGUGGAGCGCCCCCUUGCAGCAGGUCCAGGUAGUUGAAGUGGGUCAAGAGGGCUCCCAGACCAAGGACACUCUCUAUCAGCUCAGAGGCGUCAAGCGCUCAGGCGGCUCUUCGGGAUCGGGAAGUAUCUUUCUGGGUCCGCCCCGUCUGUAUCAGGAACUGCAGGAGUUGCAGCAUGACCUCUCAUUGGUAGAACAGGUCACUCUGCUUGUCGGGACUUUACAGGGAACGUACCAGAAUCUGAACACCACUGUUGCACAAGACUGGUGUUUGGCACUGCAAAGGCUGAUCCGCAUCAAGGAGGACCAAAUUCAGAGCGCCAACAAGUGCCGUUUACGAUUGCAAGUCCCUGGCAGACCAGACAAGUCUGGUCGUCCUGUGAGCUUCACGGUGGUCUUCAACACACCAAGCCCCGUCAGCAAGAUCUCCUGGGUCAACCGGUUACACUUAGCAAAAAUAGCACUGAGUAAGUUUGAAUUUUAUCCUCCACUAACUCAUGACUAG
Molecule: messenger RNA, 2651 nt
Organism: Sinocyclocheilus rhinocerous
Lineage: Eukaryota; Metazoa; Chordata; Actinopteri; Cypriniformes; Cyprinidae
Product: rho guanine nucleotide exchange factor 10-like protein
Exons: 20
Coding region: 366-2651 (761 amino acids)
Biological process (GO): actin cytoskeleton organization; positive regulation of stress fiber assembly; SREBP signaling pathway
Cellular component (GO): cytosol
Molecular function (GO): guanyl-nucleotide exchange factor activity
Source: RefSeq, a predicted model, not a curated record